UGCUGUACUUGUCAAAAUUGGGCAGCAACUGAUCCUCUGCCAACAACCUCUUCAGCUAUCUCUCUUUCUUUCUUCUUAUUGGCUUUCCUCUCUAUCUAUCUCCAUCAGAUAAGCCUUCUCUUUCUUUUUCUCUCUCGAGAAUUUCACGUUUUUCUUUUCUCCCUUCCGAAGUUAACUUUCGUGGGUACUGACUGUUAUUAUGGCAUCCACAAUCUUCAAUAAUGCUGCUUGUACUGUCCCCGCAAGGAAGGGCUUAGAUUGUAAGAAUUAUGUUGCUUUAAAACCAACUGUUCAUAGUUUGAGGUUCAAUUGUGGUACGAAUUCGGUUAAGGUGUGUCCCAAGCGUGUUCUGAUGGUAAGAGCAAGUGAAAGGCACGAUGGGCCAAUUAAGAAGUUGGGACUUACUGAUGCAGAAUGUGAAGCUGCUGUUGUGUCUGGAAAUGUGCCUGAGGCACCUCCUGUGCCUCCUAAGCCUGCUGCACCAGCUGGAACCCCUGUUGUUCCUUCACUUCCACUCAGUAGGCGCCCUCGUCGUAAUCGCAAGUCACCUGCUAUGAGAGCAUCAUUCCAAGAAACUAAUAUAUCACCUUCUAAUUUUGUCUAUCCACUUUUUAUUCAUGAAGGCGAGGAGGACACACCGAUUGGAGCAAUGCCUGGAUGUUACAGGCUCGGAUGGAGACAUGGACUUGUGGAAGAGGUAGCAAAAGCUCGGGAUGUUGGUGUCAAUAGUGUUGUUCUCUUUCCCAAAGUUCCAGAUGCUUUGAAGUCUCCUACAGGAGAUGAAGCAUAUAAUGAUAACGGUCUGGUACCUCGGACAAUUCGGCUUCUGAAGGACAAAUACCCUGAUCUUGUUAUUUAUACUGAUGUUGCCCUUGAUCCAUAUUCCUCUGAUGGGCAUGAUGGUAUUGUCAGAGAAGAUGGAGUCAUAAUGAAUGAUGAGACGGUGCAUCAAUUAUGCAAACAAGCUGUUUCUCAGGCCCGAGCUGGGGCAGAUGUUGUUAGUCCCAGUGACAUGAUGGAUGGCCGCGUUGGAGCAAUUCGGGCAGCUCUUGAUGCUGAAGGCUUUCAGCAUGUUUCAAUCAUGUCCUAUACAGCCAAGUAUGCUAGUUCAUUUUACGGUCCAUUCCGAGAAGCAUUGGACUCAAAUCCACGCUUUGGAGACAAAAAGACCUAUCAGAUGAACCCGGCUAAUUACAGAGAGGCUCUAAUUGAGGCUCAUGAAGAUGAAUCUGAAGGAGCUGAUAUACUUCUGGUCAAACCAGGUCUUCCAUAUUUGGAUAUCAUAAGGCUUCUCAGAGAUAAAUCUCCUUUGCCAAUUGCUGCAUAUCAGGUGUCAGGUGAAUACUCCAUGAUUAAGGCUGGUGGGGUUCUCAAAAUGAUUGAUGAAGAACGGGUUAUGAUGGAGUCCCUAAUGUGUCUUCGACGGGCUGGUGCUGACAUCAUCCUAACAUAUUUUGCUCUACAAGCUGCUAGAUGUUUAUGUGGUGAGAAGAGGUGAGUCUUGUUUAUAAAAUUAGGGCAUCAUUAGUGUGGAAAAUGCAGAAUUUUUUUUGGGAACUAUGUAAUAGUAGUGACUUGACAUCAUAAUGUUGGAAUCUGAAUUGUUGUACGUAAUAAAAAAGUUUCCAGUUCA
Ricinus communis (castor bean) is the source of this 1633-nucleotide messenger RNA. RefSeq names its product delta-aminolevulinic acid dehydratase 1, chloroplastic. Bases 200 to 1498 code for a protein of 432 amino acids. Gene Ontology annotation, cellular component: cytosol. The record is from RefSeq and is a predicted model, not a curated record. The transcript has 13 exons. Gene Ontology annotation, biological process: heme biosynthetic process. Gene Ontology annotation, molecular function: zinc ion binding; porphobilinogen synthase activity. NCBI's taxonomy places the organism in Eukaryota, Viridiplantae, Streptophyta, Magnoliopsida, Malpighiales, Euphorbiaceae.